AUGGCGAACACAAACUCGAGGACCCAGCUCGGAGGGGAGAGGCCAUUGGAAGAAUAUUCCGACGUAGGAGGUGGAGAGAAACACACGAUCAACACCUUCAUGGACCUCACGCUCGGCGAUGACCAGGAUGUGGGCGGCGACGACAAGGCAGACGAGACGAUGGACACCAUCAGCGAUGCUGAAGAGGAUGAAAGCGACGAAGAGACUGGAUACUGCGAAAAGAUGGAAGCGCUGCCAACUUGUGCCGCAUUUGAUUCUGGAACCCCAAAAGUAAAAGCAAAACUAGUCGAGCUCGCUGACAAGGCGAAUGACCUCUUCGAAUGCAACUCGUGCACUUCGCCUGACGCCGAGCGACUGUAUAAUAAGCUCAACAAGGUCAGGACUAUCCCAGAACCAGAGCGUAAAAUGAUUGGACUCAUUGGCAAUGCCGGGCAAGGCAAGAGCUCAUGCAUCAACUCAAUCAACGAUAUCUCGAAACUCGCGAAAGCUGUGAGUGCUGGCAAGAGUGUCACAUUCGUCGUUUCGCUAUACGAAAAAGUGGCGGCGUCUCAGAAGCACGACUUCUCUGCUCGAAUUGAAUACUUCGAUAUCGAAGCCGUCAAGAAGAUGCUCGAAGACGCCAUAAUGGAUUUUCAAGCGUACUUUAACGAAGCCGACAAGAACUGGGACAACGAGGAGAAGAAGAACCGAAAGAAGAGGGCGAUGACAACGGUCAGCCUUUUCCGCGCAGUGUUCUGCGAUCUGACGAACUUUCGAACGGACGGAGAUGCCGAGAGAUGGCUCAAUGAACUUUGUAGUUUUCCGAACGAGGUCGAGGAGAAAGCACAGGGGUUUGUUGACCUUGUUGAAGGUCGGAUGAACAGCCGAUUUGGAGACAGUGAGCGUGUGAUAUACCAGGAUGCGAUGAACCAACACGAUCUUCGUAGUUGGCUGGACCCCAACCUCAGCGAGGACAACGUCGGCGAGGAACCCCUCUUGUGGCCGUUUGUGAAGCAAGUUCGGAUUGGAGUUCGUGGCUCUCGGAUGCUUGAUCAUUGGACUCUUGCAGAUCUCCCGGGUGUCACGGACACGAACCAGGUGAGAGUCGAUGCGACUCUGAACCACAUCCGACAGUGUGAUCAUCUCUGGAUCUUUGACGAUGUGGCGCGGAUCGUUACCAACGGAAACGUGGUCAACCACUUGGACAAAUAUGGGAAGAUGUUCAAGGACAACUUCGCAGUCAUCGCCACCAAAUGCGAUGAAGGUGUUGACACGGAGUUAGUCAGGGAGAUGACUCGCAACUCGAGAGCUCUCAAGUACUGCCCCGAUCUCGCGGAGCGUGAGGAACGCUGGGAGGACAUCAAUGGAGCGCUGAAGGACAAGAUCUCGAGACUGUCGAGAAAGAAGCAAAAGAAAUCGAAGACUAGCGCCAGUCCGCAAGAAGGAGACCCCGAGAGGCUUCAGAGGUCCCUCAAAAAGACCGAUGAUGAGUGGUGGGAGCUCAUCGUCAAUGCACGGAACCAUGCCAUCGGGCGUGAACUUUGGGACGCCUGUCGAAAGUGUCUGCCGCCCACCCACUACCUGAAAGUCUUCGCUAUCUCGAACACCCAGUACGAAUCGCUCAAGUCUGGAGACGGAAGAGCAUAUUUCCAGCUGAGCGCAAAAGGCACCGGCAUUCCCAAGCUCCGCGUCUACUACCUCAGUGCUGCGGCGCAGCCCUUCUUCCAGAGCCUCCUGAACUUCGUGAACCAUGACUUCGGUGUGUUCAUCGAGGGUUGCAAGCUGUUCGUCCGCAACGAUCCCGUCGAAGGCAGAAAUGAGCUCAUUUCGGUCACAAAGGACGCCCAGCAGAAGAUUCAAACUGCUCUGAACGACUAUUCUCGAGAGGUUCGAAUGGAAGCGAACAGGAAGGUCUUCCGAAGCCUGAGAGCAAAUCAACGCCAGUACACGCUUCAAGCAUGGGAGAUAGUGGACGACACACUCAGCAGCCACGCAUGGGCUACGCUCAAGGUUUUCAUCCGCCAUCAUGGAAAUCACUCGACGCCCGCGAUGCCGGACAAGCAGUGGAACGUCCUCUUCACUGAGCAAGCACGCGGUCAUGUGGUUCAGAACUGGGAAUCGUACAUCCCAGAUCUGAAGCAGAAGUGGAAGUUGCUUGAGGGAACUACGUUCUCAGAGUUGGAGAGCAUCUUCAAAUUGCUCAAGUCCAAAGCCAGACACCCAGACUCCCCAAUGCACACCUUCGCUGCAUCGCUGGAGUCGAGAACGAACGGUGUGCGCGAGACCUUCACUGCAGCCGAAGAAUCUCUGGAGGGCGAUCUCAGACGCAUCUACAACGACGCCACCGUCGACGGUCCCACGAACUUCUUUAUGCAAGCCAUGGUCCCGGCCUACGUAGCGUGCAAGAAGAUCUCAGGCAACGGGUGCAGAGAUCGCUGGCUCGAAGUCCUCAAGGACCACCUCGCAGUGGCCAACGAAGGAACUCCCUUUGAGAAACUGGCCGACCUCAUGCAGGCCGCCAUCAACGCCGCCGUCCUGAAGCAAGUCGCCCAACUCCAAGAGUCGAUCGACAAGACGUUAACCCUGAUCCUGGAAGACUUCGCUUCUGGGGCCACGGAAGUGGAGCAGAGCGAUGCCGAAGAGGGACUGCGUGAGGAUCUCAAGGACUGGCUGCCGGGUGUGAUUCAAGAGUACGAUAUCUGUCGGCAGAUGCUCCGUGAAGUGCGGAAGAGAUGCUUCAAGGAGAUCUUUGUGGACUGA
This is a messenger RNA of Zasmidium cellare ATCC 36951, 2739 nucleotides long. RefSeq lists its product as uncharacterized. Lineage: Eukaryota; Fungi; Ascomycota; Dothideomycetes; Mycosphaerellales; Mycosphaerellaceae. The coding region runs from base 1 to 2739 and encodes 912 amino acids. The record is from RefSeq and is a predicted model, not a curated record. The transcript is spliced from 7 exons.